Messenger RNA from Prunus avium (sweet cherry), 873 nucleotides. RefSeq names its product VQ motif-containing protein 31-like. The record is from RefSeq and is a predicted model, not a curated record. NCBI's taxonomy places the organism in Eukaryota, Viridiplantae, Streptophyta, Magnoliopsida, Rosales, Rosaceae.
AAGUCCUCAUCUUUUAAACACUCUCUCACCUAUCUCUUAUACACUCCUCUCAUCCAAACUCCCAACAAAGCCACACACAACCCAUGAAUUACAUUACAUCCUUUCUUUUCCACCAUACCCAAAUAUCAUCCCAUCUUUAGUUUAAUAUCUUCGCUCUUCUCUCUUUCUUCUCUUUGUCUCUCUCUCACUCUCUCUCUCUCUCUCUCUCUCUCUCUCUCUCUCAAAAAUGGAAAAACAUCACCCACCACAAAGCACCAACCUUUGCUCACCAACAUCUUCGCCCACAACCUUUGUCCAAGCAGACACAAACACCUUCCGAGACCUAGUACAGAAGCUGACUGGUUUAUCCGGUGACUCAGAGAAGCUCCCAGUUACCCACCCCACGAGGCACUACCCAAAGGCACCCACAAUUCCCGGUGACCCAACCGGCCCCCGCCGUUCACCUUUCAAGCUCCAAGAGCGAAGACACACCAUGAGGAAGCUCGAGAUCAAGCUCAGUCUCGCCAACCUACACGGCUCCCAGUCGCAGACCCCGCGCCAAACCUACCAGCUCCUCGACUCGCCGAUUCCGAGCCCCGUCACCCCACUCGGCUCUGACUCUCUCUUCUUCCCGAGUUCCGGUUCCGAGUCGCCUUCGUCUCCGGCUGCGGCGGCGUCGGAGGAAGAGAAGGCGAUUGCCGAGAAAGGGUUUUAUUUGCACCCUUCCCCACUCAGCACGCCGAGAGGAUCAGACCCGCCCGAGUUACUGACCCUGUUUCCGCUGAGUUCCCCCGGUCACCAUGAUCACAAGUCUCAGCAGCACUCCUAAAAUAUAACAUUACCUAUUUCCUGUUGACCUAAUUAUAAUAUAUAUAUAUAGAUUUUUCAGAUGUU